UGCAAAAUAGAGCGGCUGAGACAACCAACCCCUCCGGCUAGAACUCAUCGAUUCCCGAUGUUCUCGACGGUUAUGAAGCCUUUACUAUCUCCGUCACCGUCGCUGUUUCGCCUUCCUCCCCUUUCUUCUUCUCUCUCACUCUUCUUUCGCGUUUUCCCCUUCUCCUCCUCCUCCUCCUCUCACUUUCAUUCCCCUCAUCCGAUUACGCCUCUCCGUUCCUCCCGCCGCAACUAUACUCGCCACCACGCCUCUCUCUCCGACCACUACCUCUCAUGCUCCGUCCCCGAGAAGCCCCUUCGUGUAGCCGUCCUCCUCAGCGGCGGCGUCGAUAGCAGCGUCGCCCUCCGCCUCCUCCACGCCGCUGGACACUCCUGUACCGCUUUCUACCUCAAAAUCUGGUUCCAGGAAGGCUUUGAGAAUUUCUGGAACCAGUGCCCCUGGGAAGACGACUUGAAAUACGCAAAGCAUGUCUGUGAGCAGGUUGGUGUACCUUUAGAGGUUGUGCAUUUAACAGAUGAAUACUGGGAAAGAGUUGUUUCUUACAUUAUUGAGGAGUACAAAUGUGGGCGUACACCUAACCCGGAUGUUCUGUGUAAUACUAGAAUCAAGUUUGGGGCAUUCAUGGAUGCAAUCAGUGAUAUGGAGUAUGAUUACGUAGCUUCAGGUCAUUAUGCCAAAGUUGCCCAUCCUGCUGCUGGUGGUCCAUCUGUUUUGGAACUCUCACAAGACAUGGUGAAAGAUCAGACGUACUUCCUCUCACAUCUCUCUCAAACCCAGCUUAAGCGACUCCUGUUCCCACUUGGUUGCGUAAAGAAGGAAGAAGUUCGGAAACUAGCUACACAAUUUGAUUUGCCAAAUAAAGACAGAAAAGAUUCACAAGGAAUAUGUUUCCUUGGGAAGAUAAAGUUCAGCGACUUUGUCGGAACACACAUAGGAGAGAAGGAAGGGAUCAUACUGGAAGCUGAAACUGGUGACUUCCUCGGUAACCAUAAGGGAUUUUGGUUUUACACUAUUGGACAGCGUCAAGGCCUGCGUUUACCCGGUGGACCUUGGUAUGUUGUUGAGAAGGACACCAAGAACAAUGUAGUGUUUGUCUCGAGAGAUUACUACUCAAUCGACAAGAGAAGGCGGGUUUUCCGUGUUGGAUCCUUAAGAUGGCUUAGUGGGAAACCUUUAGACAAUGUUAGCCAGCUUCGUUGCAAGGUGAGGCAUGGGCCUGGCUUCUACAGCUGCAGCUUUGAAAUGGAAGCAGAAGGAGAUGUUGCGGUUGUACACUUAGAGGAAGACGACCAAGGUCUAGCUGCUGGACAGUUUGCAGCUUUCUAUGAAGGAACCAUUUGUAUUGGGUCAGGUGUUAUCUUGGAGUCAUGGGACGAUCAGUGUUUCCCUGUUUGUGCAAAAGCUCUUCAACUCGCAGCUGUGGAAGACAAAACCAAACUUGGGAAACCUGUUAAAAUCAUGACGAUGCCAGUUACUACUUCUGUUGAGGCUGGGCCAGGAGAGACAAGUGGAGAAGAAAAGCUUGUCAAUGCAUGAAACAGAGGAAGUGGUGUAGUAGUCUGAAGAAGCUACUCGAAGAGUUGAAAAGUAGAGAAGCAGAUGUUGCUAGAGGAUAAGAUUAAUAUUAUUUAGGAAAAACACUUUGUAACAUUUGAUAGUUUUGUUGUCUUCUUAUAUAUGGUGGCCUCAUGGGAGAUCAUUUGUUA
Brassica oleracea var. oleracea is the source of this 1706-nucleotide messenger RNA. Its product is annotated as tRNA-specific 2-thiouridylase MnmA. The transcript has 9 exons. Gene Ontology annotation, molecular function: sulfurtransferase activity. Lineage: Eukaryota; Viridiplantae; Streptophyta; Magnoliopsida; Brassicales; Brassicaceae. Bases 58 to 1536 code for a protein of 492 amino acids. Gene Ontology annotation, biological process: tRNA processing. The record is from RefSeq and is a predicted model, not a curated record.